AAGAGCCCAGCAGCAGCAGCAGCAGCAGUUCUCCGUACAGCCCGGGUUCUUUCAGUUCCUGUUUCCGCCGGAGUCUCUCCACAUAGUCUCGUCUCCAAGCAUCUCCGUUACCCGAGAUCCCUACUCUGCAGGGACCCCGUUUCCUCCGUGGUCCAUCGAGGAGGAGGUAGAGCUCUGGUGCCCCAGCUCUGUAACUGAAGCACAGUAAGGCUCGGAUGUGUGCUUCCUGAUUUGGAGGCAAUAGGAAGGUUAAACGUAUGUGGAAACUUCAAGAGGCAGUAGCAGAACCCUUGCACUGAAGUCCGCUAGCUUCUUAAGUGGUGGGGGAAACACCAGAACACCAGCCUUUACUCAGGCACCCUGGCGGCCUGCUGACAUGCUGUAACUGCCAGCCGACUGUGAGUGCCCCACCUCCUCCACAUGCGGCCGUGGACGGGCUCCUGGCGCUGGAUCACGCUGGUGCUGCUGGCAUGGGGCACCCUGCUCUUCUACAUCGGUGGGCACCUGGUGCGCGACAGCGAGCAUCCGGAGCGCUCCAGCCGCGAGCUCUCCAAGAUCCUGGCAAAGCUGGAGCGGCUCAAGCAGCAGAACGAGGACCUCAGGCGCAUGGCUGAGACACUCAG
Colossoma macropomum (tambaqui) is the source of this 623-nucleotide messenger RNA. It is a transcript of the gene fut8a, whose product is annotated as fucosyltransferase 8a (alpha (1,6) fucosyltransferase). The record is from RefSeq and is a predicted model, not a curated record. Lineage: Eukaryota; Metazoa; Chordata; Actinopteri; Characiformes; Serrasalmidae.